Molecule: messenger RNA, 1555 nt
Organism: Pimephales promelas (fathead minnow)
Lineage: Eukaryota; Metazoa; Chordata; Actinopteri; Cypriniformes; Leuciscidae
Product: cathepsin Z
Biological process (GO): proteolysis
Molecular function (GO): cysteine-type peptidase activity
Source: RefSeq, a predicted model, not a curated record
GCGUCAAACUCAGAUGUAAACAUUCAUCAUGGCGUCUGGUGUGUUAUGGUUUUCACUUCUGCUCGAGCUGUUCGUGCACGCGACAGGAUUCACUGAAGUUCAGCAACUAUCAGAUUCAUGUUACAAACCAAUGAAGGAUCACAGACCAUCAUUCAGAAAGACGUAUCCCCGGCCUCAUGAGUAUGUAAACGUCUCUGAUCUCCCUGCCUCCUGGGACUGGCGUAACAUUGAUGGCAAAAACUAUGUAAGCGUCACACGCAACCAACACAUCCCUCAGUACUGCGGCUCAUGCUGGGCCAUGGGCUCCACCAGUGCACUCGCAGAUCGCAUUAACAUCAAGAGGAAAGGGGCGUGGCCUUCUGCGUACCUGUCAGUGCAGAACGUGAUCGACUGUGGAGGGGCCGGGUCCUGCCAUGGAGGAGAUCACAUGGGCGUUUAUGCAUAUGCAAAUGAGCGGGGCAUUCCUGAUGAGACCUGCAAUAAUUAUCAAGCUCGGAAUCAAAAAUGCGACUCGUUUAAUCAGUGUGGCACAUGCUCGUUCUUCGGUUCUUGCUCCACAAUUAAAAACUACACCGUGUGGAAAGUCGGAGACUACGGAGACGUCUCAGGACGAGACCACAUGAAGGCUGAGAUCUACAAAAAUGGGCCAAUAAGCUGUGCGAUAAUGGCGACCAAAGGCCUGGAGGUGUAUGAUGGAGGGGUUUUUGCUGAGUUUCACAUCCUCUCUAUACCAAAUCACAUCAUCUCAGUGGCGGGCUGGGGCGUCACGGAGGACGGGACCGAAUACUGGGUCGUCAGAAACUCCUGGGGCGACUUCUGGGGAGAGUCAGGCUGGGCCAGGAUCGUCACCAGUGCAUUUAAAGGAGGGAAAGGCAACUGGUACAAUAUCGGCAUUGAGCACAACUGUGCAUAUGGAGACCCAAUCGUUACAUAGAUCUGGAGCAAUUCCUCUCAUAGACUGGAACGGCUCUGGUAUCAGAAGCUAUGAAUCAACCUGUUGUUUAUAAUUGCUAUUGUUGUUUUUUUAAAUGUCAACUAAUUGUUUAGGAUGUAAUUCGUUGUUGUCAUAUCAAACAUGGGAGAUCUGCCAUAUUAUAAUUUUAAAAUCUUAAAUCAAAUCUGUAAGAGUGAAUGCAAUUGAUUGAUAAUAUGCAAUUGAGUGAUUCCAUGCAUGAUGCAAUUCACUUAUUUCAUUACAAUCACUUUCUUACAUUUGCCAAAUACUUCAAGAGUGUUAGAGGUUGAUCACUUUAAUGCUUUAAAUAUUGCACAUCAUAAAUCAGAACUCUUUGUAUAAUUACACUUCAGCAUUAUUAUUGUAACAGAAAUUAUGUUCUCUUUUAGCUGUGGCAAUUAUUUUUGUUCAUAUUUUUUUUUUGCCUAUUUCAUUUAUUGAGUGAAUCUAACCUGUUAAACAAAUCCCUGGUGUCCGUUUUACUCAAAAAAAGAGAAAGAUUUAAGUGUAAAUGUUAAGUAAAACAUGACUAUGACUGUAACUCUGUAAUAAUGAUUUUAAUGGCUGUGCAAUGUACAGAUCAUAAAGUAUGUAAAUACA